GAGCAAUUCACCCACACUCGCAUCAAUUGAUUCAAACAUCCACCCAUCCUCUUCUAUCUCUUCAUACGUCCACGUCUUUGUGGUCUCUACUUUCCCGCCGUACUUGUCUCUCGGGGCAUCCGGCAAUAUACACGCGAGUCGGGCCGACCUCCACCGUGUCGCCCUUUGUACCUUUGUUGAUCCCCCAGGUGCCCAGCCACAUUCGCCAAGCGCUCUGAUCGGCUCGUUCCUAUCAAUCUCCAACCUCCACUCAAACUCAUCUCCCAUUCCAUCCCACUCCAUCAUUUCCUCCAUCCACGCAUCCCGCCCCCUCGCCAUGUCGCGCGCACGCGUGCUCAGCGGAAGGGCAUCCGUCGAGAGUGAGCAGGCCAUGACCGAGGCGUGGCACCGCUUCAUCGACACGCUGCGCGGCAUGGAGCGGAAAGAUGCGAGUGGGGACGAACGGCGCGCCGCGCAGUCGCAGACGGCGCAGCUCGAGACCGCGAUCGACCAGAUCACGACACUGAUCGAGCUGCGGCGCGCAGCCAACGGCGGCGAGACGCCCCGCGCCUCGCCGCCCGGCGACGGCCUCAUGACUCCGCCCUCGGGGAUGAAGCGCAAGCGGCGCCCGAGCGUGGCCUCGGCGUCGCCCGCGCCCGCGACACAGGGCUCCGAGCUCUCCUCCCUCCCCUCACCCCAAGUGCGGGCCGGUACACCUGCGCGCGACCCCAAGCGCGCCCGGACCGAGAUGGACCAGCCGCUGCGGCCCGGCCGCAAGAUCGUCGUCAAGCAAAAGUCGGGUGCGCACGGCGGCAAGGGCAAGGAGGAGGAGGACGAGUGGAUCCUGGGGAUCGUGCGCAAGGCCGUCGGCGACAAACGCUACGAGGUCCAGGACGCCGACGACACCAGCUUGCGCUGGACCGCGCGGCUGCGCGACAUCCUCCUCCUUCCCGACCCGGACGCGCCUACCUCCAGCCCUUCGCACCCCAGUAACCUCGAGGACUUCCCGCGCGGCACACAGGUGCUCGCGCUCUACCCCGAGACGACGAGUUUCUACCGCGCCACCGUCGUGUCCCCGCCCAUUCCCGGCACGGGGAUGGGGCGUACUGCGCGCGGCGCACGGCCCGACGCCGGCGCCAAGGCCGGGCAGUACCGCCUCGCAUUCGUCGACGACGGCGACAGCGUUCUGGAUGUGGACAAGGGAUUCGUAAUCAUGCACCCUGGUGACCGGUAGAGGAACCCUUCAGCGGGUUUUAAUGCGCCGCGCGGGCUUUCAGGCGGCAGACGCAGCGGCAGAGUGGUAGUCAGUGCGGGAGAUUGGCUUGUAUGAUGGAUUGUAUGCACAUGCAUGGAUAGCGGCG
Messenger RNA from Cutaneotrichosporon oleaginosum, 1340 nucleotides. The record is from RefSeq and is a predicted model, not a curated record. Lineage: Eukaryota; Fungi; Basidiomycota; Tremellomycetes; Trichosporonales; Trichosporonaceae.